Molecule: messenger RNA, 513 nt
Organism: Auanema sp. JU1783
Lineage: Eukaryota; Metazoa; Nematoda; Chromadorea; Rhabditida; Rhabditidae
Source: the annotation of a GenBank genome assembly
AUGCCUCCAGCACCAUUUAACCGAGUGUGCACAGAUCAUUCUGAAAACGACAAAUCUUAUAUGCAAAAAGCAUUAGAGGAAGCCUGUAGUGGAGUCAGUAAAGGAGAUGGUGGUCCAUUCGGAGCUGUUGUUGUUAAGAACGGCGAGAUUGUUGCUACCGGACACAACAUGGUAUUACAAACUCAAGACCCAACUAUGCACGCUGAAGUAACUGCCAUUCGAAACGCUUGCAAGAAACUAGGAUCAUUCAACUUAUCCGGAUGUGUUCUUUAUACAUCAUGCUAUCCAUGUCCAAUGUGCAUGGGCGCUUGUUUAUGGGCACGAUUUGACGCCAUUUAUUAUGCUGCUUCUGCUGAACAGGCGGCUGAUGCUGGUUUCGAUGAUAAGGAGUUCCAUGACUUCUUGAAAGAUCCCAAGACUGACAAGUUGAGAAAAUUGGAACAUUUCGCAAUGGAAAACUAUUUGAAGCCAUUCGAUAUGUGGAAGACUAAGCCAGACAAGACAGAUUACUGA